Neohortaea acidophila is the source of this 2149-nucleotide messenger RNA. RefSeq names its product acetolactate synthase I/II/III large subunit. Gene Ontology annotation, molecular function: acetolactate synthase activity; flavin adenine dinucleotide binding; magnesium ion binding. Gene Ontology annotation, biological process: L-valine biosynthetic process. The record is from RefSeq and is a predicted model, not a curated record. The transcript has 4 exons. NCBI's taxonomy places the organism in Eukaryota, Fungi, Ascomycota, Dothideomycetes, Mycosphaerellales, Teratosphaeriaceae. Bases 185 to 1987 code for a protein of 600 amino acids. Gene Ontology annotation, cellular component: acetolactate synthase complex; mitochondrion.
GCCUCCCCUGGCAUGCAUAGUGGGGCAAGAAGAGAACCUCGGGGAACGAACGUUGAUCAUCGUUGGCAUUAAACGUCAUGUCAUAAACCACGAUCCUGUCUUUUUGUGCUGACCAUCGCACUGACCUCUCCACUUCACAUUUGAGUCCAUUCACUUUUGUCAUACGCUCCCUACACUCCCCACCAUGGUCGAAUUCAAGCCUCAAAUCCCUGCCAAGCGCGAGUUCCUCGGAGGCGACCUCCUCGCCCAAGCCUUGCGACAUCUUGGUGUCGAAGUGGCCUUUGGCGUGCAUGGUGGACAUCUCGAUGCGUUUCUCGUCGGCGCGGAGGAGUGCGGUAUCAAACUCGUAGAUACUCGGCAUGAGACGACGGCUGUGCAGGCCGCGGAAGGCUAUGCUAAAGUGUCGGGCAAGGUUGGGGUCUGUUUUGUUACUGCAAAUAGCGGUUUCGCCAAUGGCCUAGCCGGCCUCGCCACCGCCUACGCUGACCGCAGUCCCAUCUUUGUUGUUACAAGCAGCCCUCCCUUGCAAGAUGCGGAAACCAACGCCUUGCAAGGCUUCCACGACCAAGUUGUCGUGUCGAAGCCGCUCACCAAAUUCUCUCACCGCGUCACCAAUGUCGAGGAGAUUCCACGGAUCGUUGCCUACGGGAUGAGGUCUGCGAAUUCGGGCAUCAAAGGGCCGGUCUUGAUCGACUUUCCUAUCGAUGUGUUGUUCACGCCACCCCAGAUGCAUCGCAUAGCAUUCGGCGCCAUCACUGCUCCUCCGGCGUACAACGCCGCACCCGACCCCGCCGCCGUCGACAACGUGAUCGGGCAAUGGAACAAGGCCAAGCGGCCAGUCAUCAUUACUGGCACCGGCGCGCGAGGGACCGACGCGGCACUCGUCAAGCUCGCAGAGGCAACCCACUCGCCGGUGUUCUACUCCAACAAAUUCAGCUCCCCGAUUCCCGCGAACCACGAACUGCGCGGCGGUAUGGCAACCCGACUGGCUGCGUUCGCCGGAGGUCCGCAGCCGGAUUUUGUGCUGCUCCUGGGUGCUCGCACGGGCUUUCUGCUCGGCGGCCGUGGCGGCGCCAUCAUCCCCAAUAAAGACUGCGUCCUCGCGCAGGUGGAUCUCGACGGGUCGGAGAUAGGAAAGAGCCAUGCCGUUGAAAUCGGCAUUGUUUCAGAUGUGGGGCUCUUCGCGGAAGCGCUUCUGGAGAAGAAGUCAAAGAUCUCGGUCAAGAGAAACGACGAGUGGAUCCGAGAUUGCAGAGAUCACAAAUCGACGUUGUCAAACUACAUCAAGGGUGGUGAAGUCAUGCCGGACGGCCUGCUUCACCCUUACCUGGCCAUGAAUGCAUUCAUGCGAGCCCUGCCCAAAGAUUCGAUCAUCAUGAUCGAUGGUGGUGAGGCCGGGCAAUGGGCCGCCAUGACAGUGGAGGCUGCGGAGCCGAAGGUGGCCAUCGUGUCGACGGGCUACCUGGGCCAUCUGGGCAAUGGAUGGGGAUACAGUCUCGGUGCGGCAGUGGCGGAUCCAAGUAGGCUGGUGGUCAACGUCCAUGGUGAUGGCUCCGCCGGCUUCCACAUCCAAGAGCUCGAUACGUUCGCGCGGUUCGGACUCAAUAUCUUGACACUGGUGGCCAACAAUUAUGUCUGGGGCAUGUCGUUGAACGGGCAAGAGCUCAUCUACCAAGGGAAGAGCCAGGCUCGACCGGCAAUCCGGCUGUCCAAGAGUUGCAAGUACGAGGUUGUGGCACAGGGCUUCAACAACGACGGGGCGUUUGUGGACAAGUUUGAGGAUAUCAAGCCCACGACGGAGAGGAUGUCGAGGAGUGGCAAGCCGGGGCUGAUCAACAUGAUUGUGAGCCCGCAACCAACGACCCCUGCGACGCUGAGCAUGGUUGGCAUGACGGAGGAUAAGAAUGUGAUUGUGGUGCCAUACUAUGACAACGUGCCUCGUCCAUACUACAAGGAUGGUGCGGCGACGGCAGACGGAAGCAAGUAGGGCAAUCAGUCGAGCGGGAAAUAUCUGUAGAAGAGUCGAUCUCAUCCAGUUUGUCAACUGGUGUCCUCUUUCCACGUAGGAUGCGGCGUGGCAUGCUGGAUGAAUUGCCGAUGGCGAGGACAAUAGGCGGAAGGAUUGGCGAAUGAAAUAUCGAUGCCUGGA